Messenger RNA from Oppia nitens, 903 nucleotides. Its product is annotated as microtubule-associated protein 4-like. The coding region runs from base 172 to 837 and encodes 221 amino acids. The record is from RefSeq and is a predicted model, not a curated record. Lineage: Eukaryota; Metazoa; Arthropoda; Arachnida; Sarcoptiformes; Oppiidae. Gene Ontology annotation, cellular component: neuron projection. The transcript has 6 exons. Gene Ontology annotation, molecular function: microtubule binding. Gene Ontology annotation, biological process: microtubule cytoskeleton organization; neuron projection development.
UACAACAGUUUAGGACUUUUAGAAAAACGUCUUUUCAAAGACAUAUCGUCACAUCUCUUGCAUAACCAUUCACUUGAAUCCAUACCUUAACACUAAAUCAAUCAUUAAUUAGUAAUUUGUUGUCAAAUAUCAUCACAAUUGCCUCCAAAGUGACCGACAAGUGAUCAGCAAAUGUCGUCAGUGAAGGCAAAAUCCGUCAAAAAUAGCCUCUCAGAUGACAUGAGUGGUUACAGCACUGGUACAGCCGAUUCUCCUACUCCUGGAAAACCAGAGGCUAAAAGGACGCCUCCAAUCAAAGCACAGGUUGGUCUGGCCCGUGGACCCGAUCUCAAGAAUGUUAAGUCAAAAAUUGGUUCAUUUGAUAACGUCAAACACAAACCCAGUGGAGGAGAGAAAAAGGUUGAGAGCCAGAAGCUUACGUGGAAUGUCAAACCAAGAGUCGGAUCACUUGAUAAUGCAAACCACAGACCACAUGGUGGUGAUGUCAAACUAGUUUCGCAAAAAUUAGAGUGGAAGGUGGCCUCCAAAGUUGGUUCAUUGGAUAAUGUGAAGCACGUGCCGGGCGGAGGACAGAUCAAGAUAUUUGACGAGAAGUACACUAAAAGUCCUGCAUCGACACCGACACCACUUUCAGGCACUGUAACGCCCACUCCAAACGGUAAAGAAAAUAGUGGAGACAUAUUGAAAACAUUGACCGGUGCGCGCAAAUCGGCCGAAAUGCUUGAAAUGAAAACUCCUUACAGAACUAAUUCGGGAACGCCAUCAUCGGCUACCGACUCCGAAUCGGUCACUUCGACUCCCAUUAGCUCUGCCUCAUCCAUGAGGACUGGCUCUUAGGGAUUGACAGUGUUUUAGACUAUCAUACUAUUUGUUAACUAUAUAUUCAUCUGUCAAAUAAAACAU